GUCUGGCUGCUGAGGAGUUGUUGUGAUCCAGCAGGUCUGAGUUGGCCCCUUGGCCUUGUUCUGCUGGUCCAGCUGGGUCCGGGUCUGGUGUCAGUGAUGGCGGACCAUAUGCCUCCUGUUCUGCUAGAAGCCUGUGUGGUGCUUGGAGCAUCUAGCGACAAACUCCGUGAGGUCUCCCAGGCCAUUAACAACAAUGGAACUCCAGAGCACCUCCUGUUGGAGCCGGAGGUGCUGCAUGUCCUGGUGCCUCUAUUCGUUAGCAGACCACCAGCUGGGAGUGAAGCAGUGAGGUCACAUGGGAAGAAGCGGCGCUCUUUUCUCCGGAAGAAAAAGGAACAACCACCUCCAGCUGCAGCAACUCCAAUCCAAGCAGGCGGAAGUGAAGAUGUUAGUGUUCCUAAAGACAUCGACCUCAUGGCUUUACCUCAGCUCUGCUUCCCCGGUGGGCUUCAAGUUACCAAUGAACAGAAAGAUGAACAAUUCCACUUCCUGGUUUUCACUGAUGUCUUUGGCAACAAGACCCAUGGAGUAGUAAUGCAAUGUUACCGACCGAUACUGGAAGGGACAUCUGUCUUCCAGAAUGGAGCUGGAUCCUCCAAGUUUUCUCAGCUUUUCUCUGCCUACAGUUUCUGUGUCAUAUCAAAGUACCCUUACUUCACUGCACUCAAAGACUGUCUGUCAUGUCUGUUGAUCCAGCUAAAAACUUGUCUUUUAUCUGACAUGGAGGAGAGAGUGAAGGAGUUUGCAGCCAAACUGGCGCUGGUGCCUAUUCCCCCUCCUGGACAACUACAUUUGAUGUUUACCUUGGGUCCUCUGACCAUUGUAUUACCAUCCAGAGAAGACAAAGACCAUCCAGCUAUAGAUUUAGACCUCCAUCUGCCUUUCUUCUUCUUCAGGCCACAGCAGCUACUACAGGGACUGUCUUGUCUCCUGCAGGAGCAGCGGGUGGUGUUGUUUUCUGCUGACUGGGCCAGACUCACGCUGGUGGCGGAGAGCUUCUUGCUUUUUCUGCAGCCUCUGUCGUGGCAGCAGCCAUAUGUUCCUGUCCUGGCCAGAGGCAUGCUGGACUUUCUCAUGGCCCCUACUGCCUUCCUCAUGGGCUGCCAUCUCAGCCAUUUGGAAGAAGUUGCUACUGAAACCGAUGAUCUGGUCCUAAUCAACAUUGAUAACGGAAGUGUCUCCACUUCUUGUUCUGAGACUGUUGACCUACCAGAGAUUCCCCUGGCUGCUGCAGACUGCUUCACAAAGAGGUGUCAAACACUGCAGAUUAAUUUUGAUCUGUAUCAGUGCCACCAUGCAAGCUGCACUGACAUCAGUGAGCAGCGGGCACAGAGAAGAGCGUGGCAACACGACCUCAACGUCGACAUCCAGAGGAUCACACUGGAGCUGAUGGUCAACAUAUUCAGGGAUGUUAGCAGUCAUCUAAACUAUGAACAUCGAGUGUUCAACAGUGAAGAGUUCCUGAAAACCAGAGAGCCAGCUGAGCAGCUGUUUUACAAAAACGUGUUGGAAACACACAUCUUCCACUUGUUCCUCAAGGAUCGUCUCAACAGAAAAAUGGACAACUUUGCGCGAAUGGAACUCAGUACUCGUUCUGAGAUGCAGAGGAUGAAGGCUAUGGUUGAGGUCCCACGCAGACCCACAAUGCAAGAGAUUCAAGCCCGGAGAAAGUGCUCUAUUAUAGAGAGCAAGAUGAGUAAGAGACUGGGGAUGAGCCUCCCUAACCUCGGAGACGACCGAACUCUGAGCUUCCAAAGAAACUCACUGCUGACCAGGAUCACUGUGUCUGACCCCGCACUGAGAACUCCUCCUAAACCAGCAAGGGUGUUUAAGCUCCCAGAUUUCCCAGUCUCUCUGUCUUUCCACUCUGUCCAAAGUUAUUACAGUGAGCUGAUCCAGCAGCUUGGCAAAGCCAUCUUCUCUGUCCAAAAUGAGAACUCUACUCUGCUGGCCAGAUUCUACUACUUACGUGGUUUCAUUAACACAUUGUGUUGGCGGCGGCUGGACGCUUUGGGUGAUUUCCAGAACCUCUACAAGACCGACACAGCCAUUUUCCCCACACAGCUGGUCACGUGGCUCGUGGACUCACUGCACCGGGACGAGAGACAGCAAGCUGAAAAGCGACCUGAACUCAAGAGACUUAUCCUCAAGGUGAAGACAGAGAAUGAGAAGCUGUCGGUGCAGCCUGAUGACCAUGUGAAGAAGUUUGAGCUUCCCCGGAAGCAUCUGCAUCAGGAAGAGUUUGUGCGAUGCGUUCAGGAGUGCGGCAUCGUUAAUGACGUAGCAACCAUACAUCGUUUAUUUGAUGCUUUCACUAAUGGCCAGACAAAGCAGGUUGAUCCCGAACUCUUCAGAGUCUUCUACACCUUCUGGAAGGAGAUGGAAGCCGAGGCACAAGACUUCAACUUGCCUUCUGAGGUCAUAGACCAUCUUGACAAUAGCGAGUGUGUCUACAAGUUGUCGUCAUGUGUCAAGACCUCCCACGGAGUCGGUCAAAUUGCCAUGACUCAGAAACGUCUCAUCCUGCUUACUGUUGGACGACAGAGCUUCCUGGAAAUCACAAAGUUCAGAGACAUACAGGAGGUGAAGAUUGCCUCAGCUGCCUUUCUACUUGUUCGUAUUCCUUCCCUUCGUAUCAAGACCUCCAGUAGGCUUGAGGUUUUUGAGGCCAAUCUGAAGACAGAGACCGAACUCUGGAACCUUGUGGUGAAGGAGAUGUGGGCCGGACGCAAGAUGGCCGACCAGCACAAGGACCCUCAGUACAUGACUCAGGCUCUGACCAACGUCCUGUUAAUGGAUGCUGUCAUGGGCUGCCUACAGACACAGAGGCCCAUCAUUGCUGCCUCAAAGUUGGCCUACUUUGAUAAGAUCAAACAUGAAGUGCCCAUGAUGGUGCCUAAAACUACCUCAGAGACUCUAAAACACAAGAUCAACCCAUCACUGGACCUGGCUGAACCUCAGACUGUACAUGUGCUGCUAUACACACCUGGUCAGCUGACUUGCAAAGACUCAGAGGGUGAGAUGAACCCAAAGCUGUGGGUGGCUCUCGGUGGGGGCAAAGUGGUUGUGUUCGAUGCAGCUAGCUGGUCCAUGCUGCAGGACUGCAUCCAGGUCGGAGCGUCACAGCUGCACUGCAUGCUGGGAUUGGUCCAGGGGCAAGUGUGGAUUGGCUCUCAGGACUCAGUAAUCUACAUCAUUGACACUCACAGCAUGUCCUGCAACAAACAGCUGACUGAGCACAGACACGAAGUGACCGGACUCACGGUGGACCCCAGAGAUAAACACAACAGAACUGCCUUUCCUAGUCAGGCGACAUACUCCUGUAGCUGUGAUGGGACGAUUCUGCAGUGGGACACGGUCAGUCUCAAAGUGAAGCAACAGUUCCACCUCAGCUGUGACCGUCUCUCCUCCAUACAGAUCUAUAAUGGAACACUGUGGGGCUGUUGUGGUGACGCCAUUGUGGAACUGAAAAAGAAUGGGAACCCACAAAGAAGAAUGGCACUUCCUGAUGACAUACGGAGCAUGCCCAGUAGCUUCAGCAGCUUCAUCGUCAUCCCAGAGCGAGGUCAGUUGUGGACGGGCUGUGCAGACUCAGGGGAGUUGUGUCUCUGGCACACUAACAACCACAGACGUCCAUUCAAGAGAAUCUCCCUGCCAGGCAGUUCAGGGGUCACCUGUAUGAUUCGAGUCAAGGACCAGAUCUGGGUGGGCUGUCGUGGCCAGAGCGGUAUCGGAGGUCAGUGUGACGGUCAGCUGAGAAGUCAGGUGUUGGUGAUGGACGCAGAGAGCCACACAGUGGCGAAGGAGCUGCAGGCCCAUUCAGACAGCAUCCAGACACUUUGCUCUGCUGAGGAUCGAUACGUCCUGAGUGGCUCUGCAUGCCGAGAUGGCAAGAUCGCCAUCUGGAAAGUCGAGUAGAGAUGGAGAAAGCAAAAGUGAAGAAAGAGAGGAGAGAAAAUGUAGCAAAAAGGAACUUGUGAGUACAUACACAAGACGGGAUAAAUGUUUGCCCUUUGGGUAUUUGAACGUGACAAGAUCAUCCUGUGGGCGGUUCAGAAGAGACAUGGUCAUGAGACGGGAGGACAAAAUGGUGAAAAAAAGUUAUUUUCUCUCACUUGGUGGAGUAUCUUUUGUGGCCAUGUGAAAAUGGUAAUUUAGUUUUACUGAUGGUAGUUAAAGACACAAAAGGUUAAAUGUAGCUCAUGAUUCUUUAAGAGAUUUUUAUGGAGGAGAGAGCCCUUAAACUAAAUAUAUGCUGUACUGUAUGUGAAAGUAUUGUUGAGAGUAUUGUUCCUGACACUGUUCCUGGACUAUGAAGAGCAGGCCUUUUUUUUUUCUUGUAAACAAACAUACACGAGAUGUGAAAAAGGUAAAGUCUGUGCCUUAAGUAUGUUUCUUUAUCAAGCAUUGUUAAUAAAUUCCAU
Molecule: messenger RNA, 4424 nt
Organism: Anoplopoma fimbria (sablefish)
Lineage: Eukaryota; Metazoa; Chordata; Actinopteri; Perciformes; Anoplopomatidae
Product: DENN domain-containing protein 3-like
Exons: 28
Coding region: 97-3918 (1273 amino acids)
Biological process (GO): regulation of Rab protein signal transduction
Cellular component (GO): cytoplasmic vesicle
Molecular function (GO): protein binding
Source: RefSeq, a predicted model, not a curated record